GGUGACAUUGGAAAAAACUGGCGCCACUUCAAACAGAAGUUUGAACUAUUUGUGACUGCGUCAGCUCCAGGGGGAAAGCCGUUACUAGGACCCACGCAGGCCGCACUGCUACUAAGUGUAGCUGGCGACGAGGCCUUGGAAGUCUACAACAACUUCAUCCUCAGUGAAGGUGAGAGCCAGCAGGAUUAUGCGACCAUCAUCAAAAAGUUCGACGAGUACUGCGCAGCGCAGUUGAACGAAGUGCACGAACGCUACCUGUUUCGCCAACGUGUGCAAGCCCAGGGUGAGCCGUCAGAACAGUUCAUCAGAGACCUAAGAAAGGUGGCACAGUCAUGCAACUUCAGCACCAUGACGGACUCUAUGGUACGCGACCAAAUUGUUUUUGGAACGAACAACGACAAAGUCCGGGAAAAACUGCUGCGCGACAACAAGCUGACGUUGGCGAAAGCGGAACAAGUGUGCAAGGCGGCCGAGUUAGCGGACGCUCAAAACGAGCUUUGGGCACGCGAACGACAACGCAUCAGGAAGUUCACGCAGCAAGCUUAG
Messenger RNA from Ixodes scapularis (black-legged tick), 546 nucleotides. RefSeq lists its product as uncharacterized. The annotation marks the transcript as partial. The record is from RefSeq and is a predicted model, not a curated record. The transcript has 2 exons. NCBI's taxonomy places the organism in Eukaryota, Metazoa, Arthropoda, Arachnida, Ixodida, Ixodidae.